AUGAGUUCUGUCCUUGAAGACAUGCAAUUUAACGAGAAACUCGUCAAAAUGUUUCUAGAGCGUUUGCUUGCAGAUGUUCAAACGAUCCUGGAGUCCGGUUCUCAAGAUCUCACGGUCUCACAGCUGGCUGAAAUGGCGGAUCGGAUGUUAGAGGUGCGGCGGUUCCAGUCACCUUCCAUUGCUCGGAUCUCCACAUCCUCAUCGAUGGUGAAUGAGCAUUUAAUGAAGCAGGUAUCGGCCAUGGCGGAUGAGAUGGCCUCCCUUACAUUACAGCUCGCACGCCUUACUUCCAGUCGCUGAAGCAGCCGUUCCCGUUCGCGACCUCAGACUAUCGAUACUUGUUCGUAUCACACUAAUUUCGGUGUAAAGGCCAGUCACUCCUCCUCACCCUGCUCUUUUAGGCCAAAAUAGGGAAACCAAUCAGCCAGAGAAUAGACGCGACCGUUUUCUCUGGCUAUUCCGGCUCUGGUCGCACCUUCUAUGUUUGCGACACUGCGACUCACAGACGUUUCCUGGUAGAUAUUGGGGCCCAAAUCAGCGUUGUUCCCCCAACUGCAGCCGACCAUCGUUUCCCUAGCCCUGGUCUUCACCUCCAAGCUGCCAACUGUUCCCCCAUUCCCACUUUUGGCAGUCUGUCUCUCACCCUGAACAUUGGCCUUCGUCAGUCAUCCACUGGAUAUUUGUGA
Messenger RNA from Spirometra erinaceieuropaei, 686 nucleotides. Lineage: Eukaryota; Metazoa; Platyhelminthes; Cestoda; Diphyllobothriidea; Diphyllobothriidae. The record is from the annotation of a GenBank genome assembly.